AUGAAGACAGUACUAAAUGAGAUUAAAACUGAUGAUUAUCUAAAUUAUGAAGUAAUCAAACAACAGAUCAUACGUUAUUGUCGUUUUUGUCCGAUGAAACUCCGCGAUGAAUUCUUUUUGGCUCGGAAGGCACAUGAUGAGACAUAUCCUGCAUUUACAUCGAGACUACAUCGAAAUCUCCGAUUCUAUUUACAAAGUCGGAAGGUUGAAACGUUGGAUCAAGCACUUUCAUUGCUAGUCGUAGACCGAAUGAAGGAAUUGUUGCCAAAAAACUUGUUGGAACAUGUAUUAGCUCAGGAAGGUGAGGAAUGGUUAACCCACAAACGUCUGGCCAAUGUUGUGGAGAUAUAUGAGGCCAACAUGAACAUGAGACUGUCUAGUAAUGUAGCCCCAGGCUAUAAACCACUCCAAACGGCUGUACGUCCUGGAACAGAUCCCAAAUGGCUCAACAAAGAGGUUGUAAAAGGAUCAAUAUCAAAGGUAGGUUGUUAUAACUGUGGUAGUCGGGGACAUCUUGCUAAAUUUUGUACCCAAAAAACAAAUCAUAACCCCAUCAAGAAGUUCAUGAAAUGCCAGGUCACUGCUAUGUCUCAGGCCACAAAGGAGUUGCAGAAACCAAGUAUUACUCCUGGGACCAUACAGGCUGAAAAAUACUUUAAAAGACCAUUUGUUCAGGACUUAUGUCACAAGUUAAACAUACCCAGAGGGGAACGUUUGAAGAUCAAGGGAUGGAAUGGACCAACGACAGAAGUAGAUGGUGCAUGGGUAAUGAUGGCCUAUAACCCUGAUGAAGGCGAAAGUAUUGCCCCCACUGUACGAGUAUGGUGUGCAGUGGUACCUAAUGCCAGCGAACAGUUAAUUAUUACACCCAAGGUGGUGGAAUUAUUGAAGAUGGCAGAACAGUAUGUGGUACCUGCCGUGAAACUCGAAAUGACCAAGAAUAUCACACCAAUCAAGUUGGGGAAUGAGAGCACCUUGACGUUCUACAACCCUGAUAGCCUCCAGAUACCAUGUCAGGAGAGGUAUGGACGAUCUGAUAGGCGUGAUGGUGUUGAUGCAGCCAAACGUCGUGUCAGUGAAAAUGAUAAGUGUAAUGAUGAAAGCAUUGUUAUAUCACAUGAGAUUAACAAAGCUGGUACACAUACAGUUCACAACAAUAAUAGUAAUAACAAUAAAAGUAUUGUUGGACGAUAUGAAAUAGCUCACAACAGUAGCAACGACCACAGCAACGCCAGUGGUAAAUUGAUAUCUAAAAACAGUGGUAGUGAAAGUACUUCCCACAAUGGCAACGACAGCAAUAGCAGCGACGACAAUAUUGGCAGUAAAGGUACUCACAACAAUAAUGGUGAUAAUACGAAGAUCAAUGUUAGAUCGAAAGUGGCUUACAAUAACUACGAUAUUAAUAAUGGUAAAAUAAAUGGCAGCAGUAUGUUAGAUAAGGUUGGGAAUGAACUAGUUAAUGAAAAUAAUAAUUGUAAAAUAGAUGGCAGUGGUAUUGUAGAUAUAGUUGAUGAUCAUGAGGUUGAUGAGGAGAAAGAUGAUGAAGUCAGUGGAAUUAAUAAUUGUAAUUUGGAUGCCAGCAGUGUUGAUGGUGAUGAGGAUCACGACGUUGAUGGUGAGGAGGAUGAGAAGAUGGAAUGUAAUGUUGGUAAUGUUGAUCAGGCAGAUGAUGCUGGUAACGUUGGUCAGUCGGAUGAAGCAGAUAAGGUAGAUGGUGUUGGAGAUGUGGUUCGGUCAGGGGAAGCAAGGGUUGGUAGCGAUGGUGGUCGAUUGGUCGAUGAUGAAGAGGCGGAUGUUCAUGAUAAUGAUGGUAGUCAGGAAGAUGUGACGAUGAAGAAUAAUAAAUGUAAUGUUAGAGAUGAAGAUGAUGAAGAGAGUGUGGAAGGUGGCUGUACGCUGGAAAAGGAAAAAUUCCUUCAGGAACAACGUUAA
Messenger RNA from Helobdella robusta, 1932 nucleotides. RefSeq lists its product as hypothetical. Bases 1 to 1932 code for a protein of 643 amino acids. NCBI's taxonomy places the organism in Eukaryota, Metazoa, Annelida, Clitellata, Rhynchobdellida, Glossiphoniidae. The transcript has 2 exons. Gene Ontology annotation, molecular function: zinc ion binding; nucleic acid binding. The record is from RefSeq and is a predicted model, not a curated record.